This is a messenger RNA of Rangifer tarandus platyrhynchus (Svalbard reindeer), 2310 nucleotides long. Lineage: Eukaryota; Metazoa; Chordata; Mammalia; Artiodactyla; Cervidae. The record is from the annotation of a GenBank genome assembly.
AUGGCCCCUUCAGCCUGGGCUGUCUGCUGCCUCCUGGGGGGCCUCCUCCUCCGGGGGGGCAGUCCCAGCCCAGGCCCCAGCGUGCCCCGCCUGCGGCUCUCCUUCCGAGACCUCCUGUCUGCCAACCGCUCUGCCAUCUUUCUGGGCCCCCGGGGCUCCCUGGACCUUCGGGCCCUGUACCUAGACGAGUACCGGGACCGCCUGUUUCUGGGGGGCCGUGAUGCCAUCUACUCUCUGAGGUUGGACCAGACAUGGCCGGAUCCCCGGGAGGUCCUGUGGCCACCGCAGCCUGGACAGAGAGAGGAGUGCGUUCGCAAGGGAAGAGAUCCUUUGGUGGAGUGCGCCAACUUUAUACGGGUGCUGCACCCCCACAACCGGACCCACCUGCUGGCGUGUGGCACUGGCGCCUUCCAGCCCACCUGUGCCCUCCUUGCUGUUGGGCAUCGUGGAGAGCAUGUGCUCCAUCUGGAGCCCCGAAGCGUGGAAAGUGGGAGGGGGAGAUGCCCACACGAGCCCAGCCGCCCCUUUGCCAGCACCUUUGUAGGAGGGGAGCUGUACACAGGCCUCAACGCCGAUUUCCUGGGGCAUGAGGCCAUGAUCUUCCGGACUGGGGGUCCCCGACCAGCCUUGCGUUCUGACUCUGACCAGAACCUCCUGCAUGACCCCAGGUUUGUGUUGGCCGCCCGGAUCCCUGACAACUCCGACCCGGAUGAUGACAAAGUGUACUUCUUCUUCUCGGAGACGGUCCCCUCGCCUGACGGAGGCCCGGGCCGUGUCACCGUCAGCCGAGUGGGCCGCGUCUGCGUGAAUGAUGCGGGUGGCCAGCGGGUGCUGGUGAACAAAUGGAGCACCUUCCUCAAGGCCAGGCUGCUCUGCUCCGUGCCUGGCCCUGGCGGUGCCGAGACCCACUUCGACCAGCUGGAGGACGUGUUCCUGCUGUGGCCCAACUCAGGGAAGAGCCUGGAGGUGUACGCUCUCUUCAGCGCCGUCAGUGCUGUGUUCCAGGGCUAUGCCGUCUGUGUGUACCACAUGGCUGAUAUCUGGGAGGUCUUCAAGGGGCCCUUUGCCCACCAAGAUGGUCCCCAGCACCAGUGGGGGCCCUAUGGGGGCAAGGUGCCCUUUCCACGUCCUGGCAUGUGCCCCAGCAAGAUGACUGCACAGCCAGGACGACCCUUUGGCAGCACCAAGGACUACCCGGAUGACGUGCUGCAGUUUGCCCGAGCCCACCCACUCAUGUUCCGGCCCGUGCGUCCCCGGCGGGGUCGCCCUGUCCUUGUCAAAACCCACCUGGCCCAGCAGCUACGUCAGAUCGUGGUGGACCGUGUGGAGGCAGAGGAUGGGACCUAUGACGUCAUGUUUCUGGGGACUGACUCAGGGUCUGUGCUCAAGGUCAUUGCCCUCCAGGCGGGGGGCUCUGCGGAGCCUGAGGAGGUAGUUCUGGAAGAGCUCCAGGUGUUUAAGGUGCCAACACCCAUCACUGAGAUGGAGAUCUCCGUCAAAAGGCAAAUGCUGUACGUGGGCUCAAGGCUGGGCGUGGCCCGGCUGCGGCUGCACCAGUGUGAGACGUACGGCAGUGCCUGCGCGGAGUGCUGCCUGGCCCGGGACCCCUACUGCGCCUGGGACGGUGCCUCCUGCACCCGCUACCGGCCUGGCACCAGCAAGCGCCGGUUCCGCCGCCAGGACAUCCGGCAUGGCAACCCUGCCCUGCAGUGCCUGGGCCAGAGCCAGGAGGAGGAGACUGCGGGACUCGUGGUGACCAACACUGUCUACGGGACGGAGCACAACAGCACCUUCCUGGAGUGCCUGCCCAAGUCCCCGCAGGCUGCCGUGCGUUGGUUCUUGCAGCGGCCCGGGGACGAGAGGCCUGAGCAGGUGAAGACAGACGAGCGCGUCCUGCAAACAGGGCAGGGGCUGCUGUUCCGCAGGCUCAACCGCCUGGAUGCCGGCACCUAUACUUGCAUGACUCUGGAGCACGGCUUCUCCCAGCUGGUGGUCCGCCUGGCUCUGGAGGUGAUCGUGCCUGCACAGCUGGACAUUCUGUUUCCCCGGGAGCUGAGGCCAGAGGAGCCCACAGCCCGAGGCGGCCCCGCCUCCUCCCCCCACAAGGCCUGGUAUAAGGACAUCAUGCAGCUCAUUGGCUUCGCCAACCUGCCCCGGGUAGAUGAGUACUGUGAGCGAGUGUGGUGCCCCUCCCGCAGCCGCAGCCGUGGCAAACAGGCCAAGGGCAAGAGCUGGGUGGGGCUGGAGCUGGGCAAGAAGGUGAAGAGCCGGGUGCAGGCCGAGCGCAAUCGGACACCCCGGGAGGUAUGA